UUGAAUUCAGUUCGAGUUUAGCCUUCGAUGCGUUCAGACGUGUUCGGAAAAAACUAAAACGGAAAGCAAAAAGUAAACUCUGUCUAAAAAAUAUAAAGAGAAAUACAUAUACCUUCAUAUAGCUAUACAUAUGAAUGGUCGCCGAGUGUGAAGUGAUUGAACAACUCAGAAAUUAUAUGCCUCUUGGCCACUUGUCAGUGAAUAGUGAAUUCUUAAUUUGACAAGAAAAUUGAAACUAAAUUGUGAAAACGCAUAAAACAGAAAAAUACAACAUUUCGGAAUACUUGCCGCCGCAAACUCUUUGGAUUAUUUUCAACCAGCUAACAAACAAAAAAAAAAAACAACAGCUAACAGCAUUUAAAUUGCUGUUGGAUAUAUUCUUUGGAUUACCUGAAUAAGCAAAUAACUUCGAAGCAACUGCAAAAUGGUUGUACUCGAAGGCGGCGGUGGUGUUGUUACCAUCGGCAAUAACCAAUAUUUGCAACCGGAUUACUUGGCUCCAUUGCCCACAACGAUGGACGCCAAGAAAAGCCCGUUGGCAUUGCUGGCUCAGACUUGCUCACAGAUCGGAGCCGAUUCAUCGGCUGUGAAACCGUUGCUGGGCAUGGAUAAGAACAAGAAAUCGGGAACAUGCUCCUCAUCGUCGACGUCAUCGAGCUCAUCGAGCAGCGCAGAAAUCUCAGCGGCCAAGUCGCCAAGCAGCCAAGCCAAAUCGCCCAAGUCGAGCACACCGAUCACCACAAGCUCAAGCAUCAGCAGCACAAGCCUCAGCUCAUCGGGCAGCGAGGUCAAGCUGGCCUUCAAGCCAUACGAGACGAACGUGCUCAGCCAGCAGAAUCAGAACAGCUUCAAGAGCAGCCACAGCGAGGAGCCAGUGCGUCCCAGCUCGAAGAACUCCUCCACCCAGGAACGCGUGCCGUCGCGCAGCAAGUCCAACGCCACGCCCACAGAUCUCGCCCAGCUGAAGGCGGAGGGCAUGCCGACAACUCCUCACGACAACAGCAGCGCCAGCGGCAGCCGCAAGACAGUCUCCCCAGCCGGAUCCUCGCAGCGCGGCGCCAGCCCCAUCGUACGCUCCGGAAUGGAGGUGCUGAACAACGCUAACGGCACCGCACAGCAUCCCAAGGAGAUGAGCAGCAUGGCAGCGGCGGCUGCAGCUGCGGCAGCCGCAUACAAGGCAGCCGGACCCUAUGGACUGAAUCCCCUGUCCGCCCUCUGCUGCCCGCCCGGCAUGGAGCAGCACGCGAACCCCGCAUUCCGUCCGCCCUUCGCCGGCGGCUUCACGGCGCAUCAUCACGCGGCUAUGCUGGCGGCGGCAGCGGCCAACGGCGGCUAUCCGCCCGCCGCAGCCGGACCGGGAGCAGCCGGCCAGCCCAAUCCGUACAUCAGCUACCAGCGCAUCAAGACGCCAGCCGGCGGCGAGGCAAUCGUGCCCGUCUGCAAGGAUCCCUACUGCCCCGGCUGCCCCUACUCCGCCCACACACAACAGAUGCUCAUGGGCGCCCCGUGCCCCGCCGGCUGCACGCAGUGCGAGCACCAGAAGUACGGCAUGGCCAUGGCCAGCGCCGGACUGCCCCCAGCCCAUCCCUACUCACAGGCAGCGGCCGCCGCGGCUGCCAACGCAGCCGCCGCUCGCAGCGCUCCCUACGUCUGCAGCUGGGUGGUGGGCGACGCCUACUGCGGCAAGCGAUUCCAGACCUCCGACGAGCUCUUCACCCAUCUGCGCACCCACACCGGCAACCUCUCGGACCCCGCCGCAGCCGCCGCAGCUCUCGCCCAGUCCCAGGCGCAGUCGCUCCUCGGCACGCUCUUCCCGCCGUCGGCUCUGCGCGCCGGUUACCCCACGCCUCCCCUCAGCCCCAUGUCCGCUGCAGCGGCGGCCGCUCGCUAUCAUCCCUAUGGCAAGCCGCCGGGUGCUCUAGCUGCUGCUCCAUCGCCAUUUGGCGCUGCUGGCGCCUUCAAUCCGGCAGCGGCGGCUGCUGCAGCUGCUCUGGGUCCCUACUACUCCCCAUACGCCAUGUACGGACAGCGCAUGGGAGCAGCGCACCAGUAAGCGAAAGAGGGAAAGGAGGAGGCGAAGGAGGAGAAGGAGAAGGAGAGGCUAGUGUUGGAUACCAAAUAGAUGUGGAUCACGUCUGGUUUGGGAAAUAAUUUCUAAAAUUGCACAAUGCGUGAGAGGAGCGAAAAACGAAGGGAAAUUUGAAAAAUUCAAAAGAUAAAGAAAAAGAAAAAACAAUUAAGAAUUCA
Drosophila nasuta is the source of this 2247-nucleotide messenger RNA. It is a transcript of the gene noc, whose product is annotated as zinc finger protein no ocelli. The transcript is spliced from 2 exons. The coding region runs from base 425 to 2053 and encodes 542 amino acids. Gene Ontology annotation, cellular component: nucleus. Gene Ontology annotation, biological process: negative regulation of DNA-templated transcription. The record is from RefSeq and is a predicted model, not a curated record. Lineage: Eukaryota; Metazoa; Arthropoda; Insecta; Diptera; Drosophilidae.